AUGCGCCUAUCCCACCCAAUCUGUCCUCCGGGCAUCAGCCCAGACGAACCAAAUGAUGGGACGGGCAAGAAUCCAGACGAAGAUCCAGAGGAGGAAGACCCCAACUCCGCGUACUUCUGCUUCCCCGGCGAUUUACCCCCACCUACCGGCAAAGCUUGCAACAACCACGGCGAGUGCGCUGGUACCUGCGGCGAUGGUCUACGUCCUUUUUGCGGGAGCACUGCCCUUUGCGACUGCCGUAUACCCCUCUCUAGCAAUCCUGCUGGACUUGAAGGAGGUAAAGGCGGCCUUGCUGGCGGCGGUCUUGAUGGCAACGGCGCCUGUGAAUAUCACGAUGAAGGCGAGGACUACGCCUGCUUUCAAGACGAGCAAGUCCCGACAUGCAACAAGGGACGUUGCAGUUGCGAGGCCCAGGUUUUCCACGGAGGCGCCAGUUGCAAAACUAUUCAGUUUUGCUACUACAAUGCUACUACCACUGGUUGUCUAAAGGGCUAUGGACUGGUUGGAGAAGUGUCCUGGCACCAAAACUAUAGUGGAAAUCCGCCUAUUACCGUCACACGGCAGUUUGAUCAAGCAUAUUACGGUUCGCCCUUGUUCCCGGGUGGCGAUAUUAGCGUCUUCAAGCAAUUCACUCAGCGGUUGGAUAUAUACACGGAGACCUUUACGGGACCUCACGCCAAGGCUGUGUACUACUACGGAGGUACUGAUGUCUCUACGGACUACAUUUACAAUGGAAAGACGUAUAAACUGUCCAUGUGCGGUCUUGAGCCUCGCAUUCCUGCGUCAGGCGACAGGGCUCGAGACUAUGGCUACGCGCCCCAAGAUUGGCCAGGCAAGGACCCGGGCCAGCAGUACAAGAUUACAUAG
This is a messenger RNA of [Torrubiella] hemipterigena, 867 nucleotides long. Lineage: Eukaryota; Fungi; Ascomycota; Sordariomycetes; Hypocreales; Clavicipitaceae. The record is from the annotation of a GenBank genome assembly.